AUGAGCGCUUCAUUAGGAGAAUUACUUUCUCAAUGCCUUGAAAAUAAGCAAGGAUUUGACAACUUUUCUGACUCUAUAGCUGCUUAUGUAGGAGAUACAACAAAGAAUAUUAAGUUGUAGCAGCCAAUAGUUAAUCUAAUCAAGCAAACAAUUAAAUCAAAGACUCAUACUAGUACUCAAAAAUUACUUUCCCUGAGACUACUACAUAAAUGCUUCCAAAAAAAGAACAAGGAAUUUAACAAGUAUGUCGAUAAGAAGAUACUUAGCAGAUUAGUUAUUUUAGCUCAACAUAAUAAACAGAAAAAUUAGGAAACUGAGCUCAUUUAUAAGGGUGAGACAAUAUUUUCUGAAAAAGAUCCAGAUAAGAAUAGUGCAGCUGCUUUCUUAGUUCUCUUACUUGACUGCAUAGAGCAAUGGUCUAAAAUUUACCCACUGUAGGAUGACAACAAGACACCCUCUAACUAUGUCAAACAAUAUGUAGCAUUACAACAGAAGAAGAUACUUUUCCCAUCCUAGUGUCGCGGAAAUCCCUUAGCAAGCGUCGGAUUAGUUGAAGAAUCAAGAUUAAGCAGGCAUAAUACAAAUAACUCCUAGGCAAAUGGCUAAAAUAGAGCUAAGAGUGAUAUAAGAAAAGCUUCUGAUAAUGGUCAAUAGAUACAGAAGCAACUUGAUACUAAGAAGGUAGCUGAGGAAUUGAAAGCAAAAAUGCAGAAGGCAAAGAGUGUCGCUAAAAAGAGUGAGACAUUUUUAGCAUAACUUGAGAGGAAUAAUUUCUAAGCUGAUCCAUCAGAAUUAAUAGCAAUGGACCAAUCUUUAAGCUAAGGAAAAGAAAAUUGCGAAUUUUCAAUAGACUAAUUGAUGAAUGAGGCCAUAAGGCCACUUAUAUCUAACUCAGAGUAAUUAUUGCAAUAAAUGCUCAGCUAUUAAGAACAAAUACUUACUGCAAUCGCAAUAAUCCAGCCAUUAUGUGAUUCAUUGAAGCAAGAAGAGAAAAAAGCUUAUAAGUAAUUUGAAACUAGCAAACAGAAUUCUUCACCUUUAAAAAGAAACACAGUAGCCAAACCAAAGACUAAAAACGCAUUCGCAACACAUGCUGUUGAAGAAAAGAAAAAUGACGAGGGAGGGGAUUUAUGGAGUCAAUUAGAUCAGUUCGCAACUGGAGUCAAUUAAACUGGGAAUUCAAAUUAAGUUACUUUUGGAGUUGGUUAAAUUUAAUAGCCAAUAAUUGAUGAAAAUGAUCCAUUUGCAGAUGCAAUCAGAGAAAUGUAAAAUGUUCGAUAAAAAGGAUUUCAGCCUGAAGAACAAAAGGUAGUCAAACCAGUUUAGUAAUAGCCAUAAUAGUAGCAGUAGUAAUAAGCCUAAGAAGAACCGACCGAUUUCUUCUCUAGAUACAAUAUGCUUGCUUAGCCUGAGAGUUAUGACUUCAAUCCUCCUCAAGAGUAAAAUCCAUAAAACAAUGACUACUAUGACAAUCAGUACAACUAAUAGCCAAUGGUUAGUCCCAAUAAAAUAGAGAGAUAAGAUUCAGAUCAUGAGCUAGAUGUUAUAGUGAAUUAGCCUCCUCCCUAAGAGGAAGAAGCACUUGGUCAUGUAUCCUUAUUUAAAUUAGUUUAGGAAGGGAAAUUUGAUUUAGAAUCUGAAUCAAGAAAGAAGAAGCAGAUCCAAUAAUAGCAUUCUUACCCUAAUUAUGAUUAGUAAGACUAUAACCAAUAUAACAAUCAAUAUGAUAACAAUUAAUAUCAAUACAAUGACAGUAAUGGAUAUUAAAAUCAAGCAUAAAACUCUUAUCAGGAUAACUAUUAUGCUGGUGGAGGAGCUAACGACACUGGCGACUAAGCUUCUGAAUAUAAAAAGAAAAUUGAAUCCCUCAAGUCUUAAAAUAUGACAUUGUUAACCUCAAAUCAAAUGCUGAAAGAAAGAGUAAAGAAUAUGGAAAGCUAGUAAAAUUCCUAUCAAAAUGAUGACAUGGCCCUCUAAAAUUAGUAGUUAGAAUAAUCAAUGAAUAAUCUAAGGGAUUAUUAUGAAAGAGAAAUGGAUAAUAAGGAUUAUUAAAUUAAGAAUAAAGACUAUGAGAUAUAAUAGUUAAUGGAUGAAGUCAACUAACUUAGAUCAUAAUUAGGAAUGCCACCUAGAGAAAGCAAUCAAUAAGUUUAAGCUAUAAACAGUUAACAGCAUCAAAAUAAUAGUUAUGGUUCUCACAGUUAUCAAAAUGCUAUGAUGCAUAAUAAAUUUAAGCAAGAGCUGACACUCCGCCACUUGAGGAUGAACCAAGUAAUGAUAUCAAUUAUUUAUAAAAGUGAUUUAGUUUAACAUAUUUCUGUCAAUGAUGAGUACGAUCCGAAAUUAGAUAACCUAUACUUUAAGUCUGUAUUCUCUGAUAAGUUCUUGAUCUAUGAUGAUGAGAAUAUUUAAAUGGGAUGCAUUAGAUCAGUUUCGAAUGAAUGGAGAUUAAUUACUUUGAAGUUCUUCAUUGGAAAUAAGAGUCAGGCACUUCCAAUUACAAACGUUUAAUUCUAAAGUGAUAUUUAGCAUGUGAGAAUCAAAGAUGAGGAUAAGUUUCCAGAGAUGAUUUCUCCAAAGGAAUAGUUAGAAGUUGUGAUUUACAUUGGAGCUUAGGUUUUAUUUGUUCCUUCUAUCAAAUUCUGUUAUUAAAGGUAAGAUGUACCAAUGAAAUGGCAAAGAUUAAAACUACCAGCUAAUCCUAUGUACUUCUGUGAACCAUUCAAUGUCACAGCUGCUUAAUUUAAAUCAUUUUGGGGAUUCACUAAAUUUCCUAGGUCUACUAAAUUCGACCUUGAUAUGAAAAGAGCGUCUAAUCUUUAACAAAUCAAGAAAAUUCUUACUUUGAAUGAAAAGCACGGUUUAUUUGUUUAGGGGGUCGAUGCCAAACCAAAUAUAGUGGGGUAUUCAGGAAAUCAUUUAGAAGGGUAUGUCUUUAUUAUGCUUGAAAUUAGUGCAUCUGGAACAGGUUGCGUACUAACUGUCAAAACAGAAGUAUCAGAUGAACUUACUCAAAAAAUUAUGGAGUACUUAUUGGAUUUAGUAGCAGUUAAAUAAUAAUGA
Messenger RNA from Stylonychia lemnae, 3063 nucleotides. NCBI's taxonomy places the organism in Eukaryota, Ciliophora, Spirotrichea, Sporadotrichida, Oxytrichidae. The record is from the annotation of a GenBank genome assembly.